AUGGCGUUCCUGCCCCGCCGCGCCGAGCAGAGGCAGCGGCGCCUGCACGUCACCUCAGCGCCCGGUGCUCGACGGGGCGUGGCAGCGUCAAGGAAGUUCUCGCCUGCCCACACACUCGAGCAAGCCGAGGGUGAGCCUGACCGUGCCUUAGAAAUAGCCGACUCUCAAAGCUCGUAUUUUUGUAUCUACAGCAUCGCCAAAACCUGGAUCGUAGCAUUAAGCGCUAACCACGCAUUUGGAAAAUUAAGACGUAUGAACAUGGGAGCAGCUGCAGAAGGAAACGUAAGAGGGAAGAGGCACGUCUGGCCGGAGCUCGGUUCCCUGCUGUGCUCAAAGAGGUUUAAUAAAAAUUUGCCCUCAGAACAUACCACCAUGGCUGCGAUAUACCGGGCAUUGAUCAGAAGAGCCGACAAGAUAGUGCCUGCCAGGUUCCAGCCGUUUUGGAACCACCCGGCAGGUCCAAAGACCGUCUUCUUCUGGGCACCGUCCUUCAAGUGGGGACUGGUGAUUGCUGGUCUGGGGGAUCUGGCUCGGCCGGCUGAGAAACUGUCUGCCUCCCAGUCUACUGCCCUGGCUGCCACUGGCACCAUCUGGUCAAGGUACUCCCUAGUGAUCAUCCCCAAGAACUGGUAUCUCUUUAGUGUCAACAUGUUUGUGGCAGGAACUGGGAUCUAUCAGCUGUGCCGCAUAGCCCACUAUGAGUGGUCCAAAGGGAAGGCCAAGAAUGAAUCAUAAGCAACAGUAUCUGGUGCUUCAGGAAUCUGCACAAGUUGGCACAGGAGAUGUACUGACAAUGGCAGACAAUAAUAUCUGCUGCAUACCAGACAAACUCCAGUUUAACAAUUAAUGACAAUACGGUAGAGAUAAUUUGUUUCAACAUUCUGUACAUUCUCAAAUUGUUGUUCUUUAUAUAUUUUAAUAAAGGAAUAUCACUGUA
This is a messenger RNA of Scylla paramamosain (green mud crab), 937 nucleotides long. RefSeq lists its product as uncharacterized. The record is from RefSeq and is a predicted model, not a curated record. Gene Ontology annotation, cellular component: mitochondrial inner membrane. NCBI's taxonomy places the organism in Eukaryota, Metazoa, Arthropoda, Malacostraca, Decapoda, Portunidae. The coding region runs from base 1 to 735 and encodes 244 amino acids. The transcript has 7 exons. Gene Ontology annotation, molecular function: pyruvate transmembrane transporter activity. Gene Ontology annotation, biological process: pyruvate import into mitochondria.